AUGCAGUACUUCCCAGGAUUCACGCUGUUAUCAUGUCCCUACCCUACCCUCACCCUAACCCUAACCCUAACCCUAACCCUCACCCGGCCAACACCCACAUCCACAGCGUUUGUGCAGAGUUGCCACUACCCGCCGCACGGGCACCGAAGUUUCGGGGCUGUUUUGGCCGGACAUACAAUCCCCAAUUACCACAAGACCACGCGCGACAACAUUGUAACCAUGGCCAUGAUUGAGACCAAGGAAGGACUGCAGAAUCUGGACGAGAUCCUGAAAGUGGACAACUUGGAUGGCGUGCUUAUUGGUCCGUCAGAUUUGGCUAUGGCGCUGGGUGUAGAUCCGGAAGCGAACCCUGAGAACCCGAUUGUCCUGGACGCGAUGGCUAAAGUAGUGCACAAGACUAGAGCUGCUGGCAAGAGGUGCGCUGUGUACUGUGGGAAUGGCGGAUAUGGCAGAAACAUGGUUGAUAUGGGCUUUGACUUCGUGGCCCCGGGUGCGGAUAUAGGCCAUCUACUGGAAACACUGAGAGAGCAGCUGGACGACCUCACACACGGCAGACAAAACCUGUAUCGACUGUAGUGCCCGCAGGCAAAACCUGUAUCGACUGUAGUGCCCGCA
Sphaeroforma arctica JP610 is the source of this 615-nucleotide messenger RNA. RefSeq lists its product as hypothetical. Lineage: Eukaryota; Ichthyosporea; Ichthyophonida. The transcript has 4 exons. Gene Ontology annotation, cellular component: cytoplasm. Bases 1 to 576 code for a protein of 191 amino acids. The record is from RefSeq and is a predicted model, not a curated record. Gene Ontology annotation, molecular function: aldehyde-lyase activity.